Talaromyces rugulosus is the source of this 1077-nucleotide messenger RNA. RefSeq lists its product as uncharacterized. The transcript has a single exon. Lineage: Eukaryota; Fungi; Ascomycota; Eurotiomycetes; Eurotiales; Trichocomaceae. The coding region runs from base 1 to 1077 and encodes 358 amino acids. The record is from RefSeq and is a predicted model, not a curated record. Gene Ontology annotation, molecular function: oxidoreductase activity.
AUGUCCGAAGCCACCACCACCCCCCAAAAGCUCUACCCCAUCCCCGCCCCGCGGCUGCAGGAAUUCGUGCAGUCGGUGCUCACAGCCAACGGAGUCUCCCCCCAAAACGCCCAAAUCACCGCGUCAUGCCUAGUGCAAGCAGAUCUAAGGGGCGUCGACACGCACGGCUCAAACCGGAUUCCGUCGUACAUGGAGCGCAUCCGCCAGGGCGUUCUCGAUGCCUCUGCAGACCCAACGCUGAGUCAAACGACGCCCGUUGUAGCGCUGGUAGAUGGACACAAUGGCUUCGGGUUUCCCGCGGCGCAUAUGGGUAUGGCUAGGGCGAUUGAAAUGGCGCGGGAGUUUGGGAUUGGAAUGAUGAGCGUCAAGCACUCGAAUCAUUUCGGUAUGUCGGCCUGGCUUGUCCAGCAGGCGAUUGAUGCCGGUAUGAUGUCGCUUGUCUUUACAAACUCCUCGCCGGCUCUACCUGUCUGGGGUGGACGCGAAAAGUUGAUGGGCGUGAGUCCCAUCGCCUGUGGAGCGCCGGCGGGCAAGUCCAAGCCGUUUAUUCUGGAUAUGGCGCCUAGUGUCGCUGCGCGAGGGAAGAUUUACAAAGCUCUCAGACGGGGGGAGAAAAUACCUACUGACUGGGCACUUGACAGCGAAGGGAAACAGACUGAUGAUCCGGCAAAGGCUCUGGAGGGGGUCAUGCUGCCCAUGGGAGGACCCAAGGGCUCCGCACUGGCUAUAAUGAUGGAUCUGUUUUCUGGAGUUCUUUCGGGAUCUGCGUUUGCUGGAAAUGUCACAGGUCCGUAUGAUCCGUCCAAGCCGGCAGAUGUCGGCCACUUUUUGGUGGCAAUUAAACCGGACCUUUUUAUGGGACUGGACGAGUUCAAGGAGAGGAUGGACUAUUUGUACCAAAGGGUCGUUGGAAGUGAAAAGGCUGCAGGUGUUGAGAGGAUCUAUUUUCCUGGAGAAAUUGAACAAGACAUGAAGGAGGAGAGGCUGCAGAAUGGUAUUCCAUUAAGUGAGGCCGAGAUUGAGGCUUUGAACAAGGAAGCCAACAGAGCAGGGGUAGAUCCGUUAAAGGUGACUUGA